Choloepus didactylus (southern two-toed sloth) is the source of this 9895-nucleotide messenger RNA. It is a transcript of the gene MYEF2, whose product is annotated as myelin expression factor 2. Bases 1 to 1800 code for a protein of 599 amino acids. Gene Ontology annotation, cellular component: nucleus; cytoplasm; post-mRNA release spliceosomal complex. Gene Ontology annotation, molecular function: mRNA binding. The record is from RefSeq and is a predicted model, not a curated record. NCBI's taxonomy places the organism in Eukaryota, Metazoa, Chordata, Mammalia, Pilosa, Megalonychidae. The transcript is spliced from 17 exons. Gene Ontology annotation, biological process: regulation of mRNA stability involved in response to oxidative stress.
AUGGCGGAGGCCGACAAGCCCGAAGAGCCUGGGGCCGCUGGCGACGACAGCCCGCUUCAGCAGCCCGCUGAGCCUCCGGGCGAGACGCGGCGAGGACCGCACCCGCCAGAGCCGGAGAAGCAGCAACAGCACAGCAGCAGCUCCAAUGGCGUUAAAAUGGAGAAUGAUGAAUCAGUAAAAGAAGAGAAAUCUGACUUAAAGGAAAAAUCUACAGGAAAUGUUAAAGCAAAUAGAUUUCAUCCUUAUUCAAAAGACAAGAAUUCAGGCACUGGAGAAAAGAAGGGUCCAAAUCGUAACAGAGUUUUCAUUAGCAACAUCCCAUAUGACAUGAAAUGGCAAGCUAUUAAAGAUCUAAUGAGAGAAAAAGUUGGUGAGGUUACAUACGUGGAGCUCUUUAAGGAUGCGGAAGGAAAAUCAAGGGGUUGUGGUGUGGUUGAAUUCAAAGAUGAAGAAUUUGUAAAGAAAGCUCUAGAAACUAUGAACAAAUAUGAUCUUAGUGGAAGACCCCUGAAUAUUAAAGAGGAUCCUGAUGGAGAAAAUGCUCGUAGGGCAUUGCAACGAACAGGAGGAUCAUUUCCAGGAGGACAUGUCCCUGAUGUGGGAUCAGGGUUGAUGAAUUUACCACCUUCCAUUCUCAGUAAUCCAAACAUUCCUCCUGAAGUUAUCAGUAAUUUGCAGGCUGGUAGACUUGGUUCCACAAUUUUUGUUGCUAAUCUUGACUUCAAAGUUGGUUGGAAGAAACUAAAGGAAGUGUUCAGCAUAGCUGGAACUGUAAAGCGGGCAGAUAUUAAAGAAGACAAAGAUGGCAAGAGCAGAGGAAUGGGCACAGUCACUUUUGAACAAGCAAUUGAAGCAGUUCAAGCAAUUUCUAUGUUCAAUGGGCAGUUUUUAUUUGAUAGACCCAUGCAUGUGAAAAUGGAUGACAAGUCAGUCCCUCAUGAAGACUAUCGUUCACAUGAUAGUAAGACACCACAAUUACCACGUGGUCUUGGAGGCAUUGGAAUGGGACUUGGUCCAGGUGGACAGCCUAUUAGUGCCAGCCAGUUGAACUUUGGUGGUGUAAUGGGAAAUUUAGGUCCAAGUGGUAUGGGAAUGGAUGGUCCAGGUUUUGGAGGAAUGAAUAGAAUUGGAGGAGGAAUCGGGUUUGGUGGCCUGGAAGCAAUGAAUAGUAUGGGGGGAUUUGGUGGAGUUGGCCGAAUGGGAGAGCUAUACCGUGGUGCGAUGACUAGUAGCAUGGAGAGAGAUUUUGGACGUGGUGAUAUUGGAAUAAAUCGAGGCUUUGGAGAUUCCUUUGGUAGACUGGGCAGUGCAAUGAUUGGAGGGUUUGCAGGAAGAAUAGGAGCUUCUAACAUGGGUCCAGUAGGAUCUGGAAUAAGUGGUGGAAUGGGAAGCAUGAACAGUAUGACUGGAGGAAUAGGGAUGGGACUGGACCGGAUGAGUUCCAGCUUUGAUAGAAUGGGACCAGGUAUAGGAGCUGUAUUGGAAAGGAGCAUCGAUAUGGAUCGAGGAUUUUUAUCGGGUCCAAUGGGAAGCGGAAUGAGAGAGAGAAUAGGCUCCAAAGGCAACCAGAUAUUUGUCAGAAAUCUGCCUUUUGACUUGACUUGGCAGAAACUAAAAGAGAAAUUCAGUCAGUGUGGUCAUGUAAUGUUUGCAGAAAUAAAAAUGGAGAAUGGAAAAUCAAAAGGCUGUGGAACAGUCAGAUUUGACUCCCCAGAAUCUGCUGAAAAAGCCUGCAGAAUAAUGAAUGGCAUAAAAAUCAGUGGCAGAGAAAUUGAUGUACGCUUAGAUCGUAAUGCAUAAUUUCAAACCACGGUUGGAACAUUCCUACAUCUGUUUUGCUGAAUCUCCUAGUAAAAGUAAUUUUUUUAGAAAUACUGUAUGGUUACAAAAGCUGUAAAAAUGGACUUUUAAAACUCCUACCAGCUUUUAACAGUAUAGUGUUAAAAAUAUACUGUGAUUUUUGUUAAUCUCAAGUUUGGGUUUUUAAGACAGUGAGUCUGGUCAUUCAGUUUAAAUGAAUGGUUAUACUGUUUUUAAUCAAAUAAGCCAUUUUCUUGUUAUUUUCAAAGUGGGAUUCAUUUGUUCAAGUUUCCCUGACUUUUAUCAACAUUGUAAGGCAAAACAUAGAUGGAUUUUUUCAAAACUUCUUUUUUUGUAUAUGUAGUUGUCCUUGAAAGGAAAGGGUCCAGACAAAUUAGGAUGUGAUUUCAGUUAGUUCUAAAUUACUUUUCUUUGUUCAUAAAGAAUUACUGUAAGUUUUAGAUCCUGAAGUUUAGGAUGUUUUUUAUUUGACUUAAAUGAAGAAAUGGAUUUUGCCUUUUCUCUGCCCCUCCCCAUGAUUCACAUUUUCCACAUAAUACUACUAGUAUCAAUCUCCACAGCCCCUUGUUUUAUUAUUUCCCAUAAUUCCAAGUUCAUAAAGAACUGAUAAUGUAGUAAGCCCCAAAUAUAAUAAUAGGCAGGCUAUUCCUAAUUUUCUUUCUAGUUUCCAUCCAUUAAAAUGAAUUGCUAAAAAAAGAAAAAUAAUUGAAACAUUGAGAGAGAUGCUUAUGUAAGUCAGUCCUCUGCUGUUCACUUCUACAGGAGCUGAUGUAUUUAUAAAUGCAGUUUUAAUAAACCAUGGGACACCUAGGCAUAGCAUAUCAAACACAUUGGAUCCCACGAUGUUAGACAUAGCCAUAUCUCCUUUACCUGCAGAAGAGAAGCAUGUUGUUAAAAUGUGCAUAAUGAUAACUAUUUUAUUAGUAAGUUGCAUAUGAAUAUACACUGGAUACUUUUUUUUCUUUAUUCAUUUUGGAAAAUUGUAUUAGAGCAAAAGUCUUAAUGAAUUUAUAUUUUUUAAUCUUUGGUUAGUAUUUAAAAGUUUUAACAUUUAUUUAUCUAAUAAUUAUUUAUUAAACUUUUUUUCAAUAAGGUGUGUAGAUAACUCGUUGCUUUUCAUUCUAAUUAACAUGGCUAAUUAUAAUUGCACAUUUCAGAUGAAUAUUAUUUGAGGGAUCAGAUUUAGUGAAAUUAAUCUGCUAUUAAAUAUUAAACUUUUCCUCUUAAGUUACUCCUCUUUUCUUCAAAGUAUGUUACUGAGGAAAUAAAUAUUUUUAAAGCUACCUUUGCUCAGUGCAUUUCAUCCAGGCUUGAAGAAAGUCCAUUGCAGCUGCAGGACCCUGUUUCUUACCUUUUCUUGCAACCAACACACUUGCAAUUGUGUCUGGUAUGCUUGUUCCUGCUGCUAAUAAAGUAAGGCCCAUUACUGUAUCUGGAAUUUCUAGUGUUUCCCCUAUAAUAAACACAGAUGUGACACGUUACAAAUCUUAUACGUUCACUAACCAUUCUCUACAGAUACUUCAGAUACAUCUUCCCUGAAUAAAAAGGAAAUAUGUACAUUUAGAUUUUAUAACCAGUGUGUGCUUAUGUAAUUUUUUUGCUAACAAGAUAGUAGAAUAAGGUUGCUGAAUUAUGCAAAACCUAGGUAGCACAGAUUUUUAAUGACAGAUAUCUAAAGCUACUUAACAGCUGAAAUUCUGCUAAUGAAUGAUUUCCCUGUCUGGUAUAUUUACCGAAGUUGUGGAUGUCCACUGUUAACUCGUUAGGGCUGUUGCUUAAGAUAUUUUAAUGAGGAUGAUUAUUUUUCUCUUUUUUUUUUUUAAAAAAAAAAAAACUUAAAAUGAUAAGAGUUAAAUGAAUUACUUAUAGCUAUUUUAGGCUAUAAAUGUGUUAGCAUAGUAUAUACAUUUUUUAAGUCCUAAUUUAGUGAUGCCCCUUAAUUUAGAGUUUUCUUUGGGAAAGCACCAUAAAUCUCUGAAGAAAACAAAAUAGACUCGAGUCUUACUAACAAAAGGCUCAAAUUUAUUAAUAAAUUCUGUUAAAUUUGAUGUCACUUCAUUUUUCAGAAAUGUAUUUAGUCUGGGAAACAGAACCAAGGUGGUAUAUAUUAAAAAAAAAAAAAAGGACUAUAUGUAACCUUUUAAUGUUGUAGUUGAAAACUUCCUUUAGAAUCUUUUUUCUUCUUGUGUUUUCUUUUGCUUAAAAUGCCAACUAAAAAGUUUAUUUAUUGCAUGCUUACAUAUUGUUAUUGGAAUUGGUUGUUAACUUUGUAACUUGCCUUGCUAGAGUUCACAUGUACCCAAAUAACACUACUUUUUUUUUCAUCAUGGGGCUGUUCUAUGAUCUGUUACUUAACUUUGCUCUUCUUUUCCUGUUUCCUCUUAUCAUAUGUGUUCUGACAGAAAAUUUGGAGAGAUUUAAUAUGCAAGCUAAUUGGACCUUAAAUCUUUCCUCAUUAAAAAACAAACAUUCCACUUUUUUUUAGCAUACUGUUCUAAAUCAUAUAUCAAUUUGGGGAAAGCUUCAUAUAUGUCGGUGUCAGCAAACUUUUUUUGUAAAGGACCAGAUAGCUAUCAUUUUAAGCUUUCAGGCCACAUGGUCUCUGUUGUUAUGCCACUGUAGCCUGAAAGCAGCUAUCGAUGAAUGGGCGUGACUUUGUUCAGUAAAACUUUAUUAACAAAAACAGGAGGUAGGUGAUUUUGGCAUAUAGGCAGUGAUUGCUGACCCUUGAUAACAGUCAAUUCAGAUAAACCUUUUUGGGAGAAAUUCCUAAUAUUUUGGUCUAUGUUUAUAUUCAGUUUUUCCUUCUGGGACUAGGAGUACUUUGGGACCAGAGCUGAUUAUGGCCAUGUAGUAACUUAAAUCUUAAUCAUGAAGGUAGUAGAAACCUACAGUGAAACUUUAUUUUAUAUCCUUUUUCACUUAUUUCAUAGAAUGCUUGUAUUGUCAUAUUAAAAAGCAAAGUAAAGUAUAAUCUAAACAUCGCCCAUCGUUUUUCCAAAACACUAGCUCUUUGCUAUAAUAUUUCUCAUUAUGGAACAGAAUUCAAUAUAAAGAGUUUAUUAUGGACCCUAUACAAUGUGAUUUAAUUAUUAGGAAGAUAGACAGCCUGUGAAUUUAAUUUAAUUUAUAAGAUGACACUUUGACUUGUAUCCUUGCAUUGUGUAAUAGUGAGACUAGUUAACAUGUAAUAUGCAACUCACAAAACUUCAAUGAUCUUAUUAUAUUAAUACUUAGUCUUUUUGUAAAUAGCACUACUUCUUAUUACAUUAAUACUUAGUUUUUUUGUAAAUAGCACUAAUCUUUAUAGUCUUGCUGAAAAGGAAAUUGGCUUCCUAUCUAGUCCACUUUUAGUGAACAUUUGUAAUUUGUUCUUAAAUGAAAUUAUUUUCUUUUUAAAUUGUGCUAUUGUUCUUGAGAUACAUACCAGUUAUUGUAACCAUCCAAACCAGGAUAUAUGUAAAUGCAGAUAUCCAUAGUGCAGACAUGAAAAAGGUUAUUACAAAAUAGUUUUUCCAAAAUUUUCUUCUGCAAUCUGGUGUGGUUAGAAAGAGUAAUGUAAUAAUAGGAAGGGCCAACACCCAAAAAAUUCUUUUUAAAUCUGCUUCAGGCAUGUUGAAAACACUUGGUGGAUCUGUUGAGGAAAAGUUAAACAAUUUUGAGUUUCCUCACGUGGCCAAUUAAAUUAGAAAUGUCCAUUUAGAGAGCUAUAUUGAAAUAAAUUAUCAGUAUCAGUUUUUAAAAGACUAUUUAAAACAUUUGAAUACCUCAUUACUGAUAUUGCUGGCAAAAAGAAACUAAUUGAAGUUGUUUUAGGACAGAAAAUGUAAAAUGUGAUACCCAGCGUUUCUUGUUUUGGGGCUUUUUAUUCUUCAAAAUGUCUUGGGCCAUUCAGUGAAUAUGUUAGAGAUAAUGUUUAUGAUCUAUCAGUUGCACAUCUCUUGGUUUCCUACAAUGUGGAUUGUUGCAGUAACUUUUUGCUUUGGGGAUUGAUCUGGCUUGUAUUCCUAUCACUCCAGUUGCCUCCACAUCCCAGUAUUGAUGAGUCCUCUGGCCUGCCCUAUGUAUCAGAUAAUACAUACUUAGGGAAUAUAACAUAAUUAUAGCAGAAUCUUUUCACUAAACUGCGUAUUCCAUUCUAAUUCUCAGUGAUUUUUUUUUUUUUUUUACCUUUCAUUACUUUCUUUCAUUAAUUCAUUUGAAUACCUCAAUUCAGAAUUCAUUACAAUUUUUAGAAAGAACCUUAAGAAAAUAGGAACUUAGGAUAUACGCUACAAUGUAACUUAUAAAACUUGAGCAUAUUCCUUUAUUCAAUUUGUUUUAUUAAGUUAGUGAAAAACAAAGAUAAUGAUAAUAUAAUGGAUAAAAAUGGGAAUGUGCUUUAAAACUGUUUAAAAUUUUAUGACAUUUACAGAAUAGUGUGUCCCAUAUAUUGGAUCAAGUCACAUUAUACCUAAUUUUAGUAAAAUAAGUCAUAAAAUAGUUUUCCAGCACUAGUUUGCCCACUAUUUACUUUGCCCACUAUUUAGGCUAGUGGGCCUCUAAAUAAUAUUAGAUAUAAUUUUAGCAUUAAAAAAAGGAUUAGGACUGGUUCUUUGAAGUUUUUUUAAUAAAAUUUAACUUAGUGAUGUACACCUCUUGCAUCCAGUUUUUUUAGGAAGGGGAAGAACUCAUGUUUUAAUUUUUUAAAUAGUAAAUUACAACAAGUUACCUUCUUAAUGUACUUAAUAAAAAUUAGAAUCUAUUUUUUACAACCACUUUAUAAAAUUUAUAUUUCUGGCCAUAGCUGAAUUUGACUUCCUGCUGAUCUUAUUUACCUAAAUGCUUAGCUGCUGCUUCAAACAGCUUGUUUAAAACUGGACUAUCUCCUUCCUUUCCUCCAAAUCAACUCUUUUUCUUAAAUUCCCAAUUCUUGUAAGUAGUGUCACCAUUUUCUAGUCCUCAUGAUCAAAACCUCAGAGUUGGGUUUGUUUGCUCCCUCUUCUGGUCCCAUAUAGUCCCUCAGUUGCCAACUCUUGAUGCUAUGGCUACAUUGCCUCACAUCUGUUCUCUUUCAUUCCCACUGCCUUUACUUUGUCGAGGCAUCUACUAAAUGAACCAGCUGUUGUGAUAGUCUUGUAUAGGACUUCCUGUCUCAUCUCUUCUUUCAGUUCUUCUGUAAACAUUUCACGUUAAUAUUCUAAAGUACAGUUCUAAUCAUUUCUCUGCUCACAGACCUCAGUGAGUCUUAUGCUAACAUUUGAGACUCUUCCUAUCCCUUACUGUCUACCUUUCCUAUGCUUCCUUACUGUACACACACUGUGCUCCAGCUAUUAGUAGUCCUUUUACAGGACUUUUAUUCAUAUUUCCUUGUCCUCAUUCCAUGGACUAUACUUUACCCUUGUCUCUGCAAGUUAUGUAUUCAUCAUAACAUCAGUACAUCCAUUAAAAUCUUACUAUCCUACAAGGCUCAGUUUAAAUGCUGCCUUUUCCAUGACAAUCUCUUCUUUCUGACCAUCCUCACCAAAUUUUAUAAAAUCUGUCCUAUUUAUAAUUACAUAUUAUUACUUGAUCUCUUCGUGCUAAUUAUACCUUCCUGGAAUGGCUAUCUUCCGUACAAUGUUGGAAACCCUUAGGGGUAGGAAUUGCCUCUUUAUCAUCUCUGAAUCUUUACAGUACCUUUUACAUAAUAAGUACACAAUUGAAAAGAGAUUUUUAGUUUUUGUGGUGAAUAGGGUUAAUAGUGGGCAGGAUGUAGUUAUUACCUUCAGAAACCUGACUAAGAUCAUAUAAACUUAAAGAAAGUUGGGAGUAGCCAGAAUCUUCAUGAAAUAUUCCACUGUCAGUUCUUGAUUGUUGGCAGAUGGAUGAUUGACCUUCAUCUUCCCAUCCUGCCAAUAGCUGUUGUUGAGUCCUCUCCUCCAAAUCUUUGACAAGAUGAGUGCAGCAAGGACUGCAUUUCCUUAUAAUAUAUUGGUUAAUUUUUAUGUCAAAACACAGCACCAAAACAUAGAAUCCAUAUAUCAAAAGCAGUAAAGUUGCUUCAUACCUAUAAAUUAGAGAAAUUUGUGUUUUUAAAUUAAAGAUGAAAGCAUUUUAGAUUUAAUAGAUUUUUGUAGUGUCUAUUUCAUAAUUUUCUAACAAAAUCAAACUUUUCCAUAUUUUUUUGUCCUGUAGAUAUGUCUAAACUUGUUACAGAGUUAAUGUAAAUUCAGCAAUAAAAGCUUGACCCUGUUCUUUCUAUAUAUCAAAGAAAAAAUGAGGAUUAUAAAUUCAUUGUCAUUCCCAGAUACCUUCCAAAUGGUAGUGACAAAAAUGCCUUGAAAAUAAUAAUUGGGAAUUUAAAAAAUAAAGGUAAAACUAAUGAAUGGUGAUGGGCAUUUUCUACCUCAGUUCAUUGGCAGAAUACAUUUCUCCAUAUAUGUAAUAAUUAAUAGAAUAUAUUUGUUAAUUCAUUUCAACUUUAUUCACAUGGUCCUGUUUAAAUUCUCUGGUACAGGAAUAUCGUUCAGAAUAUAUUAGGCUUUGGGACAGUUUGCUAUACAGAGUUUUUUUUUUUUAUGAUUUUAAUGUAGCUGAAUUUGGUGUGUAUUCACAAGAAAAGGAUAUUCUCAAAAAUAAAAUUAGACCCUAGGCAUGAAGAACUCUUUCCAAUACUUUGGUUUCCUGCUUAAAGAAUUGUGAUUAGCUAAUGCCAUCACCUUUGAACCUUGUAUUUGAAUACCUUUUAUUUUAUAACCAGUGGAAGAAUAAAGUUCUUGUUUUCCCUAAGGAGGGAGUGUUAGCUUGGGUACUCACAAUCACUGCUACUACCCUUACAGACAACUGCUGAAUCCCACAAGGAUCCGUACUCUACCAACACAGCCUAUCUUUGGGAGACAAACUAGAUUGUUCAGGAUGAUUAUUUAGAAACUCAGCUCCAUGCUAGAUCUUAAGUUCCUUGGUAGCAGGUAUUAUUCAGAGCUGCUUUGUUGUACUCUUGAGGAGUGCUGGUUACAUUGUUUUCUAUUUUUCUGCUGCCCCCUGGAGUUGUGCCGUGCACAACUUGCAUGGCUGUGUAUUUUACAUUUCUUUAUCUCGUAUGAUGCCUAGUAAAGUGAUAAAUACCUAGUAGACACCUGAUGCUUAUAACUUGGAAAAAGUUAAUAUCUGCCCACUAAAUCUUUUAUUUUCCUGUGCCAGUUAGGCACAAGGAGAUUACAGAGAAAGCAAACAAUUAUAAAAUACUGAACCCUAAACGUUUCUUAGAGGAAGAAGGCUAUAUAGUUUCUUCAGCUAAAUGACCAUAAGAAAUUUGGAGGAAUUUAAAGGGGAUUCCUUUACUUCUUCCACCAUCUCUAUCCAAUCUUUUGUGACCAUGACCAUUUUAAACAGGCAUGGUCAACAGUAAUCCAAAAGAAGACAAAGCCAACAGUUGGGGCUUUAACUGGCAACAAAAAUUGGAAAACUUUCAACAGGCAGCUAGUGGGGAGAAGGAAGAAUGGUGAUCUCCAGUGACUAGUGAGGGAGAAAAGGAGACUGAGUUGACUAAAAAAUUGCUGAAUAGGUGGAAAAACCUAAGCAGCAAUUGUGAUAAGGAAGUUCGCUCAGAGACCCACUGGAAAUGGGGCAGAAGUGGCAGAUAUCGAGAAUGACGGAAGUAACAUUUCUGAAAAAAACAACACCAAAAACGGAACCAUCAGAAUUUCAUGAAAUCCUCUCUGUAAUUGUGUCUUGCAUAAGAGUAGUGAUUAUUUCAAUCUUACCAGUAAACUUGGUUGUCAUAUAUUAUGCCAAGGACUGCUGCUACACUAAUUGCGUAUGCCACACAGUCUCUGAAUAAGGGCCAACAAGAUAGCCUUGAAACCUGUAAAAUGAUAGUUAAUUUACUUCAAUACAAUGCUUAGUGUAAUAGUAAACUUCUUUGUAUAUUUGUAGCUAAAUAUUGUUACCUUUUGCAUAUUACUUUGAGAAAAGUAAAGGAAUUUUAAAGAAAGGUUGUGUUUCUAAAUUUACACUGAUUUUCAUAAAUUUGACCAAGAGCUAUUUGUGGGUUAACUUUAAAUUGAAUACAUGUUGUUUUCCUACUGAUUAAUAAAGUCGACUGAACACGUUA